AUUCCUUUGCAGGAUAUGAGGUGUGACCAAAUGAAGAAUCGAAACUUAACUUCCAGUGCUCUUUCUGUAUGGGUGUCUAUCUCCAUUACUAUGUGUAGAGCAUAACUACCUGCUUCAAUGAGAAAAGUAUGAGGAAAAAGACAGCGAGACUAAGUAUUUUUAUAAACGGAGAGAACUAGGAUUGAGACCACGGGACGAAAAUCGAACUGCGUGGGGUGCGGCCCGCACUGUCCUAUAUAACAUGUUAGGACACCUUCUCAGCGCCGUAGAAAGGUGGAGUGUGUAAAUGCAUUUUUUGGGAUAACGCAACAGUUUGUGGUCUUUCGGGAAAGUUUUAUUUUCGCUGGAAAGCUCUUGAAUUGAAAACAUGGGUGAAAACAUGGCAGAGGUACCUACUUUUAUUGGCGAAUGGAGCAAAACGCAAUUAAAACACUGGAUUGUUGAUCAACUAAAGCUUGAUCAAAAAUAUGCAGAUAUUUUGUACUCUGAGGAUGUAUCCGGCUCAGAGCUACUGUGUUUUGUUAAAAAAGAUCUCCUUGAUAUUGGGGUCAAGACAGGGCCUGCAGUUACUAUACUCUGUAAGAGAGAUGAAAAUGUGAAAUUUGCAAACUUGAAUAAAAUAAUGCCUAAGGAUUUAACCACAUCACUUAAUUUACCAAAUAAUUUAGACUGUUGGUCUAAAGAGCAAGUAAUGCAGUGGGUUGUUGCAGAACUAAAUAUUGAUAAAAAAUAUGCUGAAAUUCUUCAUAAUGAAGAUGUGUCUGGUACAGCACUUCAGUAUCUUAAAAAAGAAGAUUUUCAAGACAUGGGCAUAAAAGCUGGGCCAGCUGUUAAAAUACUUUAUAAAAUAGAUGAAUUUAAGUGUAUCCACAAAGACAACAAAACAGAAAUUCAUACUGAAAAUUCAAAAGCAAAUGCUCCAAAAUGUAGUGAAACAAUGCAUGAACUUGACUCAUCAGACAAAGUAACUGCUUACAGUUGCAUACCAGAAAAGCAUAAUGAAGAUGAUGCUGUAAUCAAAUAUAUAAAACAAGCAAACUGUAUUGCACCAGAAGAAAAGGUUAGUACCCUAUAUGAAACAAGACUAAGCAGAACUGAAACACUAGCUCUAACACAUCACAGAGCAGUAACUGAUAAAAGAAAAAUAAUUGAUAAAACAGAACACAAUGCAGCAGAAAUAACUGAAAAAUCAAAGGAAUUACAGCCAGAUUCAAAAGCUGUGGUAACCGCAACAGAUGAAAGAAUGUGCCAGAAAAGUAAAGAUAUGGUUCAAACAAUAUCUGAUGUAUGCCUAGAUGCAACUGAAGUAAGAAAAAUUAAUUUUGAAGCAGUUAGUGAGGUUACAUCAAAAACAGAAGAGCAUUCUAUUGGUGAAUCAAAAUCUAGACAAACAACUGCUCUUGGACCACUCACCAAAAUAGAACAACCAGCUGGCAAGACCAAACGAGUACGGAACCUUAAAUCGCAAAAGAAUAAAAAUAUUAAAAGUGCAACAGCUAACAGUGCGGAAAAUAAUAAAAUGUCUAGUAAAAAAGAUGAUCAGGCAGGGGAGAUGAAUAAUGGAGUGGACAUCAGUAAAAAAGACAUAAAGAAAAAAUAUACUGAAAAAACAACAGAGAAAACAAAAAACUGUAGUUAUAUAACCCUAGUAGUAAAGGAUGAAACCACAAAUGAAGAAGCUUUUGUUUCACUAGAUAAGCAUAAAGAUGUAGGAACACUGAGUACUAGUUCUGGAACAGGAAAUGACAAAGCAAGCAACAUAUCAGAAAAAAAUCCUGAAGGUGGCAGCAAAGUUUGUUUGGAAAGAGAUGAGAAAGAGCAAUAUAUAACUUGUACUAUAAGGAAUGAAUAUGAUACACUGGUUUCUGCUGCCUGUAAUCACUCUGAUAAUAUUGAUGAUGAUGCCCAUGACACUGUUACCGUCAAAACAAAAGAUCAGACCAGUACUACAGAAAGACAAAAAGUAAAAGAAAAAAUGUGCAGCAAAACAGACCAAAAGAUGUCAAAAAAGGACACAUCAGAUAUGUCAAAAGUUCUUAAAGACUCAGAAAUAACAAAUAACAACACUGACUCUGCAUUUUCAUCUCUAGUCACAGAAAAUAAUACAUCAUUAAUGAGCUGUGUACUUGCUGAGAACAAAAACAUGAUGGAUGCUAAUCAUGUGAAGGAUCAGAGACAUAUAAAGUGUACUCAGACUAGGUAUGCAGAUUUAAGUCUUCAUACAGAAGAAGGAAGAAAAGAAAGCAAUUUUGUGCUGCAACCAGAACAAGAGAAUCUUCAGACCAUUAGACAUUUUUGCCAGUCACACCCAUUUAACUGCACACAAGCUUGUAAACGAUACAUAGUAAAUGAAUGUUUGUGUCCUGAAACAGGUCCUUCUAACCUAAUUGAGCCAAUUCAUGAGUUUAAGCUUUUCAAAAAUACAGAAAAUGCAAAACAGGAGGACAUUCUUAAGAAGUUUAGCAAUGAAAGUUUUAGGUUUGCUGCUGCAUGCAUAAACAGUCGUACUAAUGGCACAAUUCAUUUUGGAGUUGGAGAUGUAAAGUCUGGGUAUUGUCAUGGAACAAUAUUAGGACUUGAAGUCGAUGACCCAAGUAAAUAUAUUGAUGCUCUUGACAAAAGCUUUGUUCAAUAUUUUGAGCCAAAUGAUAUUGAGGAUGCAAAAAUGUGUAUCAAACCACCAAGAUUUGUUGAAGUUAUCAGUUCCAAUCAAGUACUUUCACAGAAAUUUGUGAUUGAGGUUGAUGUUGAGCCAGUAUAUUGUGUUUGCCUGGAGAAAAUGUAUUAUAUUUGUAUGAUGAACCAAAAUGACAAACAAGAGUGGAGAAAAAGUAAAGAAAAAUACUUAUUUAUCCGUGAUGGGGCAAGCAGUAGAAACAUUCUUGCAAACAGAAAUGAGGCAGACAGAGGGAUUGCAUUGUUGUCAUUCCAGAAACAGAUUAAAACCCUUGCUGAGAGGAGAAAAGCAGCAGAAGAAAAAAUAUCAACUAGAAAAGCCACUAGUGAGGGAUCAAAUCUCAUCAGGAUGCUUACAGGUGGCAGAGACUCUCUUGACAAUUCCUAUUAUGAAUGGUAUGUAAUGGUAGUAAACAAGUGUCAUCCAAACCAAAAAGAUGACCUAACAUUUUUGAAAGAGAUAAAAUGGUUUGCAGUGCUAGAUUUUGAUCCUGAGUCUGUUACCAGUGGUGUGUGUGAACUAUAUCGACAGGACAGAGCAGCGAAUCUUCACUUACCAAGGUUAUACCAAGAUUUGGAAACUGUAAACAGAGAGAAAUUUCAAGAAAUGAAUUUGUACAAGCAGCCAAGUUGGAUAUUUUGUAAUGGAAGAUCAGAUCUGGCAGGUAAAGAAUAUAAACCACUAGAAUCAAAAUUAUGGCUCAGAGAAAGAGCUGCAGUAGUUAGAAAGCUAGUAACUUUCCUUUGCCAGCCAGAUGUACUACAGAAUGGCAAGUUCUUGGUAGUGUUUUUGCUUCUGUCUACUGUAAAUGAUCCAAAAGAUCCAAUUCUUGAGACAAUGUCAUUUUUUUAUCAAGAACUAAAAGGUGAACAUGACAUAUUAUGCAUUUGUACUCAAGACAAACAUUUUCUGCCUUUGGUAAAAGACAGAUUUGACAAGGAAUUUGAAUCCAGAUGCAUUUCACAGUUAAACCUUUCUGACAUAAACACUACUGUGCUAAAGCUAAAAUCUGUCACUCAGUCUUCCAAAAAGUUUCUGCCUGCUGGAAAUUCAACUUCCACUAUUUUGGAGAAAAAAGACGAAGAAAUGAUGACAGAACUUGAAAUUUUAUGUGAAAAUCAAUGUGAAGGUACAGAUAUUGAAAAGGAUGUCAGUCGAUUCACUGAAUUUAAAAUCUCACAGGAAGAACACUUUUACAGAGGCGGCAAGGCAUCAUGGUGGAAUUUUUUUUUCUCGUCUAAAGGUUAUUCUGAAUCUUUUGUUAAGCGUGAUGCUUAUGUGAAACUGGAGAAAAUGAUUAAUUUAGGACUGGAUUCUCCUUUGUGUGUGAAAAUUAUUAAUCUGUUCCAUCAUCCAGGCUGUGGAGGGACAUCAUUGGCAAUGCAUGUUCUUUGGGAAAACAGAAAGAAAUUCAGAUGUGCAGUGCUAAAGAGUAAUGCAGUUGAUCCUGCAGAAGUUGGAAGACAGGUCAUAGACUUGCUGACAUACCCCAAAACUCAUUCCUGCACAUAUGUGCCAGUUCUUCUGCUAGUUGAUGACUUUGAAGAGAUAGAAAAUGUUAAAUUAUUACAGAAUUGCAUUCAGCUUGCCACUGCAGAGAGAAACCUUAGGUUUCAAUCAGCUCUUGUUAUUAUCCUCAAUUGCAUACGGUCUCAGGAUCCAGACAAAAGUUUAAAAGCAAGCAUUCUGGAUAGUAUUUCACUUAAACAUGAACUUUCUGAUGUUGAACAAAGACUCUUUAAAGAAAAAUGUAAAGAAAUAAAAGACCAGCACAAGAAAUUUGAAGACUUCUAUUCAUUCAUGAUUAUGAAAAAUAAUUUUGAUAAAAAGUACAUUGAAAAUGUGGUACGCAAUACUUUAAAGGGUUUAUGCAUUUCCACUAGACAGGCUUGGCUAAUUUCAGUUUUGGCAUUACUAAACUCUUACGUUAAGGGGUCAUCACUGUCACGAUCAAAAUGUGAAGAGUUUUUAGGUAUUAGUGAUACCAGGACCUACUGGAUAAAACAAAAGUUUGAAGAUGUGGUAGGUACAUAUUCUACUCUUUUUAUACAAACUGAAGUUGAAGAGUAUGGACGCUACAAAGCUAUGUGCAUUAGCCACCCACUUAUUGCAAUCCAGAUCCUCGAAGAACUAAAAAGUCAGUAUAAACUCCAGAAAAGUACCAUCACAGUACAACUUUUGACAGAAAACAUAUUUUAUGAACGAAACAAUGGAAAAGAGAAACACUUGCAGGAUGUCUGGAGUAUGCUGAUUACUAGACACCGAAAAGAGCAUGGUGAUGAAAUGGACACACUGUUUUCUCCUCUUAUUGAAGCAAUACAAAAAGAUGAGGGAAAUGCAGAAGUAAGGAAUGUUUUGCAUGAAGCAGCAGGCAGGUAUGAUGAUAGUCCAUUUAUUUGUCAGGCCCUGGCAAGGUACUUCUAUCUGAAAGACAAAGAUUUUGUUUCUGCACUUAAAUGGGCAAAGAAAGCUAAAGAACAGGCAAAGAGUAAUUCUUAUAUUGCAGAUACUUUGGGUCAAGUAUUUAAAAGUGAAUUAAAAUAUAAAUUGGAAACUAUAACUACUGACAAAACCAUUAUCACUCCAGACCAACUGAGAAACUAUUUAUAUCUCGCCCAGUCUGCAGCAGAGGCAUUUAGAGAGUCACAAGAGCUUGCUGAAAGAAAGGGAAAUGAGGCUGUGGAAUGGCAAGAUCAAAAGGUGAGAAGAAAGUAUGAAACAUACAAUACUCUUGGAUAUCUUGGUGAAAUUGAAGUUGCUGGUUAUAUUGUUGAGAUAUUAGGGACUGUAUCAUUGUUUAAUAAACAAAAGGAAAUGGCACACACACACCUUGUUCAGUAUCUCUCAGGUAGUAUGCAGUUGCGUCAUGAAGAAUUUACAAGUGAGGGAGACCUCAAAUACCUCAGUGUUUUAGAAGACUAUGAUGGGUAUCUUAGCAGGCUCAGGAGUGAUGUUAAACGAGCUUAUGAGUUCUUUUUGAAUUACUUUGUACAUUUGAAACCUCGAGUCACGGAGAGAGAAACCGCUGAAUUUAAAAUUCGCUGCAGAGUUUCAGAGCACUUUGCCAAAUACAAAGAUUUCUUUUGCCAGUUUGAUAAAAAGUUUUUGGAUGAAUGUAUGAAAUCAUCAAAACUUAGUUUUCAACUUCAGAUCCAAGAAGCAAGAAACUUUUUAGAGGCACACAAGGCUGAUUGUUUUUCUGGCUUAAUCGAGUACCUUUCUCAUUCUGGCUUAAAUGAAUACCUAUCACAUGAAGACAAAUGUGUAAUUGUAGAAAAAAUACUUAAGAGUUAUUGGUUUAUUCUAGAUGCAUCAACAAAGAAAAUUUACCCCAAAGAUAAAGUAAAUUUCAUUUUAGCCAAUGUUGUUCUUCACUGUAUAAAACCAAAAUCAAAACAUAUCCUACCAUAUGAGAACCUCAAAAGCAUAUUGAAAGAGGUUUUGCAUGAAGUAGGGACAGACUACAGGUAUGCAGAGCCAUACUUCUUAGCUGUGCUGUUUUUCUGGCCCAGUCCUCAAAAAAAGGAAGACAAAGAGUCUAAAAAUGUGACACAGUACGUGGAAGCAAUGAGAAAGGGUUUCAGAAGUCAAUACAGACGUAUGUGCUUCUCAAAACAACCUAUAGCACACUUCUAUCUUGGUAAAAAGAGUGAAUUACGUAAGUUUUUAUCUAAAGCAGAAAUUGAUGGAUGUUUCAAAGAUGUUCCAGAUUUAGAUUAUCUUUGGCAGACUGGUGAAAUAUGGAAAGAUGAAAAAAUUAAAAAUUUGCUUUGCCGAGUAGAAGGUAGAACCGAUAUAGAUGAUAAAGUCUAUGUGGUGAAUGGAUUUGAGGACAAAUUUCGUAUUCCUGUACGCCCAGUUUAUCUGGGAAAGUUAAGAAGUGGAAGAAGCAUUGAAAAACUGUCUUUUUAUUUAGGAUUUUCCAUUGAUGGUCCAGUUGCUUAUGACAUUGUAUGAUGCUUGAAAAUGACAGUGUUGAAUAAGUACUGCAGAGUUAAGCAUCUCAUUUAUAGUUACUUAACAGUUUUUCAAAUGGGGAAAUAUUUCUGUCUUUGUGUUGCUUCAUAAUUGGUCUUAGAGAACUAUUACUCUUUAGUGU
Messenger RNA from Protopterus annectens (West African lungfish), 6776 nucleotides. Its product is annotated as sterile alpha motif domain-containing protein 9-like. Gene Ontology annotation, molecular function: protein binding. The transcript is spliced from 2 exons. NCBI's taxonomy places the organism in Eukaryota, Metazoa, Chordata, Ceratodontiformes, Protopteridae. The record is from RefSeq and is a predicted model, not a curated record. Bases 368 to 6634 code for a protein of 2088 amino acids. Gene Ontology annotation, cellular component: cytoplasm.